GUUUUUCCGCUUCGCUGUUUGUCCUCAUCCGAGCCGCCGUUCUUCCGCUCCCAUUUUAAAAAAGCUGUACUCGGAACAAGAUGGCCGCCGCAACGAGCCGCUACUACAGCGAGGGAGGAAGAGCCACGAAAAGGCAAAAAACUGACAGCGAAGGAAUGACCACGGAAGUUUAUGAGGACCCCCAUAAGCCCCUCCCAUCACUCGUGGUGCACAUCAGGGGUCUGGUGGACGGUAUUACUGAGUCUGACCUGGUGGAGGCGCUGAGAGAGUUCGGCACCAUCAGUUACGUGGUGUUGAUGCCGAACAAGCGCCAGGCUCUGGUGGAGUACGAGGACAUGGGCGGGUCGUGCAACGCGGUGACGUACGCUAACGACAACCAAGUGUACAUCGCUGGCCGUCCCUGCUACAUCAACUAUUCCACCAGUCAGAAGAUCUCACGUCCCGGAGACUCGGGCGACGCCCCCAGCGUCAAUAACAUCCUGCUGUUCACCAUCAUGAACCCGAUCUACCCUAUCACCACGGACGUCUUGUACACCAUCUGUAAUAACUGCGGCCCCGUGCAGAGGAUCGUGAUCUUCAGGAAGAACGGCGUCCAGGCCAUGGUGGAGUUUGAUUCGGUCCAAAGUGCUCAGAGAGCGAAAGCAUCGCUCAACGGGGCCGAUAUCUACUCCGGCUGCUGCACCCUCAAAAUCGAAUACGCCAAGCCAACACGUCUUAAUGUCUUUAAGAACGACCAGGACACUUGGGAUUACACCAACCCUAGUCUGAGCGGCCAAGAUGCUGAUUCAGACGGCACUUGGAACAGUACUCAAGACCCCACUACAAACCCAAACAAGCGCCAAAGGCAGCCAGCUCUGCUUGGAGACCACCCACCUGAAUAUGGUGGGCCUCAGAGUGCUUACGGUCACUAUGAUGAGACCUAUGGUCCUCCUCCACCACACUACGAGGGCCGCCGGAUAGGGCCCCCUCUAGGCCGGGCCCGUGGAGGCCCUCGUUACGGAGGCCCCCAGUACGGUCACGGCCCUCCACCCGAAUACGCCGCCCAGGCCGACUCUCCGGUCAUCAUGCUGUACGGCCUCGACCCGUUCAAGAUCAACGCCGACCGCAUUUUCAACGUCUUCUGCCUUUACGGCAACGUCGAGAGGGUGAAGUUCAUGAAGAGUAAACCUGGUGCUGCCAUGGUGGAGAUGGGCGAUUGUUAUGCAGUGGAGCGAGCCAUUUCACAUCUUAACCACACCAUGCUCUUCGGUCAGAAGCUCAACAUUUGCGUAUCUAAGCAGCAGGCUAUAAUCCCCGGGCAGUCGUAUCAGUUGGAGGACGGCAGCACCAGCUUUAAGGAUUUCCACGGCAGCAGGAACAAUCGCUUCAGCACCGCCGAGCAAGCGGCCAAGAACCGCAUCCAGAGGCCCAGCAACGUCCUGCACUUCUUUAACGGUCAGCCGGACAGCUCGACCGAGAUCUUCGCCCAGAUCUGCGAAGAGCUCGCCAUAAAGCCCCCGAACAGCGUCAAACUCUUCACCGGGAAAAGUGCUGCAGGCGAAAGGAGCGCGUCGGGUCUGCUGGAGUGGGAGACGAUCAACGACGCCAUGGAAGCGCUCUCUGUGAUGAACCACUACCAAAUGAAGAACCCUACCGGACCGUACCCGUUCACUCUAAAGCUGUGUUUCUCUACGGCCCAGAACGCAAACUGAACCCUGGAUGACCCCCGACUCCCGUCACAGUUCCCAACAUGGCUGUUUUUCUUUGAUGGCUAUUUUUCAUUUUGUACAAAUGUAGUGUUUGUUUUGAUCUUUGAUCAUUUUUUUUUAUUAUUGUUUAAGCUCUUUUCUUAUCUGCCGUGUGUUUCGUGGCAAAUUAUACAUUUAAAAAGCAAUGUUUUUGUUCUCUAAAUAAAAGCCGUUACAAAACCCUUUUA
Messenger RNA from Silurus meridionalis, 1915 nucleotides. RefSeq names its product heterogeneous nuclear ribonucleoprotein L (gene hnrnpl). The record is from RefSeq and is a predicted model, not a curated record. The coding region runs from base 81 to 1691 and encodes 536 amino acids. NCBI's taxonomy places the organism in Eukaryota, Metazoa, Chordata, Actinopteri, Siluriformes, Siluridae. Gene Ontology annotation, cellular component: nucleus. The transcript is spliced from 14 exons. Gene Ontology annotation, biological process: regulation of RNA splicing; mRNA processing. Gene Ontology annotation, molecular function: mRNA binding.